AUGAGAGAUGCUCUAAGGGAGCAUUUUUACUACCUUAUAAAAUCUUCCGCUAUCCCCAUUCUACUUGAUUUGUCAACAAAGUUCGAAACCUUUAACGACGAAGGUGAUCAAAAUUUAGCUACGGCUGAAAUACGUGUGAUCUUUUCACAAUAUAAACUAAACCAGCCGGAUACAGUACCUCAAAUUGAAGAUCCUCUAAAAUUUUUCCAUCAAAUAUUGUCUGGCAAAAAAGAUAAAAAUGAGCCA
Messenger RNA from Dentiscutata erythropus, 246 nucleotides. Lineage: Eukaryota; Fungi; Glomeromycota; Glomeromycetes; Diversisporales; Gigasporaceae. The record is from the annotation of a GenBank genome assembly.